This is a messenger RNA of Entelurus aequoreus (snake pipefish), 2621 nucleotides long. It is a transcript of the gene mamdc2a, whose product is annotated as MAM domain containing 2a. NCBI's taxonomy places the organism in Eukaryota, Metazoa, Chordata, Actinopteri, Syngnathiformes, Syngnathidae. Gene Ontology annotation, biological process: nervous system development. The record is from RefSeq and is a predicted model, not a curated record. The transcript is spliced from 15 exons. The coding region runs from base 130 to 2160 and encodes 676 amino acids. Gene Ontology annotation, cellular component: membrane.
UUGUCGCGCGUGACUCACUUUCCUUCGCUUUUCUUCACUUUCUUUGCUCUGCGCGUUAAAAAAAAAACCCCCCAAAAAAACUUGCAAAGUAGUUGAAGUACUGCAAGGAGUGAAGGAUUGGCUGCAGCCAUGAAGUUGGUGUUUUUGACCCUGCAAGUUUUACUGCUGAGAGAAAUGUUGCCGACGCUGCAGGAAGUACUACCUGGAUCUUGUACUUUUGACAGGAGUACCUGCGGAUAUACUUCACCACCUCCGCAUGACAACUGGAACAUCAAUCAACAAGGACAUUUAAUAACAGUGGAAUCUUUAGGAGGAGGACAAAAGGCUGUUCUUGUCAGUCCACUCUUGGACCAGCACCACUGGACCUGUGUCAGGAUGGUCUACCAGAUCGCUGGACAAGGUUCCUUGCAGCUCCACCUUCGGCCACAAAGGGCGCACUUUGAUUCCACACUUUGGAGCAGCAACCAAUCAUCUGACAGCUGGCUGAUUGCCAGUGUAGACCUGCCCAACAACACAGUCCACUACCAGAUUGUGUUGGACGGACAAGCAGGAGCUGCUUCAAGUGACAGCGUGUCCAUCUUUGAAGUCCACAUUGUUCCUGGCUACUGUCUGGAGUGUGACUUUGAGGAGCAUCACCUGUGUGGCUACGGUAACACCUGGAAUCCAAACAUCAACUGGUAUGUUGGCGGCACUCUCUCUCCUGACCCACACACCAACCUCUUUGAAGAUGUCACUCAAAGUCAACGCAAAGGACACUACAUGUACGCCGACUCUCUGUACGCCAAGCACUUCCAGGAAGUGGCCAAGCUGGCGUCGCCGAUGACGACGGCGCCAAUGAGCGGCUGCCUGUCCUUCCUUCACCAUCGGGACCAAGAAGACGGGAACAUGUUCACUCUUUUCACCCGGGAUCAGCUGGGCCACUACGAGGAGGUCUGGAGACCGGAUGUGUACGUCACGCCUGGCUGGACCCUGGUCAACGUGGACAUCAAGGCUCUUCAGCCCCUACAGCUGGUGUUUGAGGCGGCGUUUAACACAGCCAGUGGAGGAUAUGUGUCCAUAGAUGACAUCACCUUUUCUCCUGACUUCUGUUACACUGACACAGAAGAGCCCGUGGAUCCUUCCAUUGCUGACUGUGACUUUGAGCAAGGCAUGUGCUCCUACUACCAGGAGAAGGCGGGGAGGCAAGCCUGGAGCCAAGUUUCAGUCAGUGCCAACGCUUACAGGGGCGGAGACCACACCACUGGCACAGGCGGCAUGUUGCUGGCAAACACGCGCUUCUCCUCCAUGCCGGGCUACGUGGGUCGGCUUCACGGCCCGUUCCUGCCUGGCAGGCACAAGUACUGCCUGAGCUUCUACUACCUGCUCCACGGCUUCAGGAAGGCCGACAACGCUCUGGCUCUUUACAUCUAUGACGAGAACGACGUGGCCCAAGACAAGGUCUGGAGCCUGGCCGAGACCUCCAAGGACGUGUGGAUGCAGGUGGAGAUCACCUACAUGAAGCCCAUGGUGACCAAGAUGGUGUUUGUCAGCAUUUGUAGCAACUUCUGGGAAUGUGGUCUGCUGGCCAUCGAUGACAUCACUGUCCGCCUGGGAGACUGCCGCAUAGCAAAAGGUUCCUUGCCAGGUCAGUGUACUUUUGAAAGUGGACUUUGUGGUUUCAUUCAGGACACCACACACGAUCAAGCUGAUUGGCUGCGGCUUCGAGGCCACACCCCCACAUCUUACACGGGCCCCAGAGGAGACCACUCUACUGGGGUAGGUUACUUCAUGUACAUCGAGGCGUCACACAUGCGUCAUGGCAACAAGGCCCAACUGCUGACCUCUGACCUGAGAGGCUCCUCAGCGCCGCACUGCUUGGUCUUCUACUACCACAUGUUCGGCUCUGGAACUGGAACCUUGCGAGUUCUGUUGCGUCCGGAAGACACUGAACGUGACACACCGCUGUGGAGGCGACACGGCGAACAGAGCGUGUCUUGGAUGAAGGCCAUGGUCGACUACACCUGUCACCUACGUCACCAGAUUGUCUUUGAAGCCACUCGAGGUCCAUCCCUGCGGAGUGAUAUCGCCAUCGACGACGUGCGCUUCCAAAGUGGUCCUUGUGAAGACGCUGAUGACAUCACUUCCUCCUCAGGAUCCUCAGAGGACUUCAAUGAAGUGUAGAAGAAGACAUCUUCCUGUUUAUUAUUUAGUCGCUUCACGUCGUUCUUGUAUGCACUCAUUUCCUUCUGGGUCAAAGGUCAGCUGGAGUCUAUCCCAGCAGCCUGUAGGUGAAGGGGGUGGGGGGACUGUUCAGCAGCCAAUCACAGGACACAGAAAUAUAACUGACAUAACGUGCAUGUUUUAAAACGUGACAGGGAGAUCUAACUCCAACACAGAUUUGAACCAUCAACCUCCUGACUGAGGCCGAUAUGCUAGCCACUGAUCCACCACGCACACUCCUUUAUUAAUAUUAUUAUUUUACAAUCAUGUAUUUAGUCUUUUAUUAUUAUUGUUUAUUUUACUAUACAUAUAUUCACAUCUUUUAUUAAUAUUGUUUAUUUUACAACCAAUAUAUUUAGUCUUUUAUUAUUGUUGUUUAUUUUACUAUACAUAUAUUCACGUCUUUUAUUAAUAUUGUUUAU